GGUGUGAGCACAUUUACUCUCGUUUUUCGAAGCACCCAUUGGACAUUUCUAUGUACCCUUGCAUAUAUAUCUUCUCAUCAUGAAGUUCUCUUCGCUUUCUUCUUUGGCACUUGCCUGCACUUCGAUUUUUGCACAUCCGGUGGAGCACAAUGAAGAGCACAGCGAUAUCAAGGCCCGUCAACAAAAUUACGUUCGACUCGAGGGCGGCAAAGGCAACGCUGUGCAACCACGACUGGAAGUGAGGCAGUUGAAAAAUCAACAACCUGACCAAUGGAACAUCUUCUUGGUUGCUCUGGACUACUGGAUGACACAAUCUACAGGCGAAGCUGGCUACUACGGUAUCUCUACAAUUCACGGAGUACCGAGACAGAACUACGCCGAUGUCGCACAGUGUUCUACCUGUGCAGGUGCCGAUGGCUACUGCCCUCACGACUCUGUUCUGUUCCCCGCAUGGCACCGUGCCUACGUGGCUCUUUUCGAACAGGAAUUCCUCAAGGUUGCACUUGACAGGGCCAAUCAGUUCCCAGCUGCCACCAGGCAACGUUAUGUCAAUGCCGCGACCAACCUGCGCUUCCCCUACUUCGACUGGGCUGCAGUGCCCCCAAACAACGGCCCCGCCCUUCCAACUCUCAUCACGGACAGCAGUGUCACAUUUCAAGGACCUAACGGCCAACAGACCGUCAGGAAUCCUUUGUAUGGAUAUGUAUUCAGGAACGGAGAACAAAGUGGCUUGCUUUAUGCCACGUUGAACACCUACACAAAGACACUGCGUUACCCCAAGAGCAAUGAUCCUAAUGCCGCGAACAACUCGCCGCAAUGCGCGGCUGCGUUCGCAGGAUCUCGUCAGAGUUUGCAGGAUCAGAUUUACCAGCUUUUCACUGCAUGCGACAAUUACUUGUACUUCAGCAACGACGACUCGAGUGAUAGCUCCGGCCGAUGCUCGAACAGUUUGGAGGCGAUUCACAACACUGUGCACAACAAUGCUGGCGGUCUCGGAGGCAAUGGAAUCUCUGGCGGUCACAUGACCUACCUUUCCACUGCAUCAUACGACCCAAUCUUCUGGCUUCACCACGCCAACGUGGACCGUCUUGCUGCAAUGUGGCAGACGAUUCACUCCAACUCUUAUGGCGCAAGUCAAAUCGCACCACACAACACUUGGACCGUCGCCCAGGGCUCGAACCAGGGCCCCACCUCAGGCCUCCGACCUUUCAGAAGACCCGGCACUAGUACCAGCUUCUGGACCACCAACCAGGUCAGAGAUUGGAGACAGUUCGGCUACACGUACCCAGAGUUCUCCAACAGCGAUGGCAGCGCGGGCGCUAUCACUGGCUACGUGAACGCACUCUACGGACCCAACCCAUCUGCUACUGCUGGUUCUUCCAAGCGUGAGGCCGCAGCGGAUCCAAGCUUGCUGGGGGGAGUGUCAAAGGUGCUGGAUGAGCCAAAUAUCCUGUCGUCGCUGGGUGACAUCCUCGCCGACAAUCCAUUGAAAGCUUCGAACGGCUCGUUGUACCAAUACGUUGCCAACAUCAAGACUGCUCGCUAUGCGCUUGGGGGCUCAUACACAAUUUUCUUGUUCAAUGGAAACCCCGUCAGCGAGGACGUCAAGACCUGGCCCACAGACCCCAACCUGUAUGGCCCCAUGGGUGUCCUAGCUCAAGAGAUGUCUGGUUCUGGCAUGAACAUGUCCCUCAUCACAUCCAGUUCGAUCCCUUUGACCACCAAGCUGACGUCGCUGUUCGGAAGCGGUGUGCUUGGCAGUCUUUCAGAGCUUGUUGUGGCUCCUUACCUCAAGGAGAAUCUGCAAUGGCGUAUUGCCAAGGAUGGUUCCAGCGUCGACCCAUCCACCAUUCCCGGCUUCGUCGUCACCGUUGUCACAUCAUCCGCUCAGCCAGCAGCUGAUGCCAAAUCUUUCCCAGUCUAUUCUCCUUUCAUUGAGCUUUUGGGCAUCACCCAGGACAUGGCCGGUGGUGCUAGUGAGACGCAAUAUGGACCCCCGUCGUACUAGGUCACUUGGAAGCUGCUUAAAUUUUAAUCGUAGAUGUUUUGUACAUAGGAAGAAAAGAAGAAGAAGGAGAAGAAGAACAGGAGAAUGCAGAGGAUGCGUGUGUCGCAUGGGAUAUUUACAGCUGCACCCAAACACCCGAGGAGUGUGUUCCUCCAGGCCCCACGAUGAAUUGAUGACCAUACAUCGCGAGAAUACUUGUCUCCGACAGUAAUAGUUACAAGUAAUUCAGAGAGUCUUGCGUCGAAACAGAAGAUAGAAACCAAAAAACAAAGAAGAAUAUACAUCACACUCGAGAUACAAUUGAUAUAAUUAAUGUACUCAUCAGUCUUACUUGGAUCAAGUAAAU
Molecule: messenger RNA, 2354 nt
Organism: Sphaerulina musiva SO2202
Lineage: Eukaryota; Fungi; Ascomycota; Dothideomycetes; Mycosphaerellales; Mycosphaerellaceae
Product: Di-copper centre-containing protein
Exons: 1
Coding region: 80-2008 (642 amino acids)
Molecular function (GO): oxidoreductase activity
Source: RefSeq, a predicted model, not a curated record